Hyaena hyaena (striped hyena) is the source of this 1005-nucleotide messenger RNA. RefSeq names its product vomeronasal type-1 receptor 4-like. The record is from RefSeq and is a predicted model, not a curated record. Lineage: Eukaryota; Metazoa; Chordata; Mammalia; Carnivora; Hyaenidae. The transcript has a single exon. Gene Ontology annotation, biological process: G protein-coupled receptor signaling pathway. The coding region runs from base 1 to 1005 and encodes 334 amino acids. Gene Ontology annotation, cellular component: membrane. Gene Ontology annotation, molecular function: pheromone receptor activity.
AUGACACAUGUAGCUCAUGCCUCAUGUUCCCAUGCAGGAAUCUCUGGCUUGGAAGAUGACUAUCACUCCCUGGGAACUGGCAAAAAGGCCGACAGGGGUUUGGCAAUGAGAAUGAUCUUUCUAUUACAGACGAUAGUCGGGAUUCUGGGGAAUUUCUCUCUUCUUUGCCAUUAUCUCUUGCUUCACUUGACAGAAUGUAGGGCAAGGUCCACAGAUCUGAUUCUCAAGCACAUGAUUGUGGCCAAUCUCUUAGUUAUUUUUUCCAAAGGAAUCCCCCAAACGAUGGUAGAUUUGGACGUGAAAUAUUCCCUUAGCGAUUUUGAAUGCAAACUUGUUUUCUAUGUUCACAAAGUGGGCAGGGAUGUGGCCAUUGGAACCAUCUGCCUCUUGACUGUCUUCCAGGUGGUCAUGAUCAGUCCAGUGGACUCCAGGUGGUCAGGGCUUAAAGCGAAAUCUCUGAAGUACAUGGGCAUCUCCAACAUCCUCUGCUGGGUCCUGAACAUGAUGCUUAAUAUUAUGGUUCUUUUCGUUAUGACCAACAAAAGGGGCAACACGAACAUAACAAGGAAGAGAGAUUAUGGCUACUGUUAUUCCAUAACUGGGGGCUAUAUAGCACAGUCAUUGUAUGUAGCAGCAGUAUUAUUCCAUGAUGGUUUCUGUUUGGGGCUCAUGAUCUGGGCCAGCGGCUCCAUGGUCUUCAUCCUGCAUAGGCACAAGCAGCGGGUCCAAUACAUCCUUAGGAACAAUCUCUCCGCCAGACCCUCCCCUGAGACCAGAGCCACUGAAAGCAUCCUUGUCCUGGUGAGCACCUUUGUGUCCUUGUGGGCACUCUCCUCUUUCUUGCACAUUUGUUCGGUCCUGUUUAACAACUCCAGUCUGUGGCUGAGGAACACUUCUGCACUAAUCGCUGCGUGUUUCCCUACGGUCAGCCCCUACAUCCUCAUGAGUUAUGACUCCAGAGUGUCUACCCUCUGCUUUCCUUGGAAAGGAACACGGAUCACCUAA